Sclerotinia trifoliorum is the source of this 1493-nucleotide messenger RNA. Lineage: Eukaryota; Fungi; Ascomycota; Leotiomycetes; Helotiales; Sclerotiniaceae. The record is from the annotation of a GenBank genome assembly.
AUUCCGUAUUAUUACCGUUGCUGUUGUCACUCACCAAAUCACCAAAUCACCAAACGAACCGUUCACGGUCCAUCUGAUCCAAAUUCAGGAUUGAAACUCGAAACAUCUUUCUUUUAAACAAUAUACAACAUAUUCUCUCUACAACAUGUUUAUACGGGUAAUUCGGUAAUAAUUGCUUUUACAUAAUGGCUCUCUUUGCUCUUCAAACAACUAGUCGAGGGGUAUUGCGACGUUCACACUUUCCUGCCCAUCGGAAACAAACAAACUUCACUACGAAAAGACACACCUCCAAUAAUUCCACUCAUUCACCUCGUUCGAGCCCCUUGCCAGACAACUCCGCCAAUGGCAUUGCGAUUCCGAUUCCUGCGACUAUUGCGACUCUGCCAUUAUGGCAACGGCUCGGUCCUUUGACUCGAUCCUUUCAGGCGUACGGUCGAUCGCAACGGAAACGUCCUUAUACUACACAAUUCUGUAGCUCAUUGGUGAUAUAUUUUCUGGGAGAUCUGUCAGCGCAAAGUAUCUGCGGGGAUGAUUAUGAUUGGAAGCGUACCUUGAGAGCAUUGGUUAUCAGCAUGGGGAGUAGUAUUCCAUCUUAUAAGUGGUUCGGCCCCCUAUCACUACUCCAUCGUCCAUGGAGACGGAAUGCGGAAAUAGGCUAACAAAGUAAAGGUUCAUGUUUCUCUCCAGAAACUUCAACUACUCUUCGAAAGCCGGUUCUCUCGCAACGAAAGUCGGCGUCAAUCAAAUGUUCUUCACCCCUAUCUUCAACACAUAUUUCUUCGGCAUGCAAUCAUUACUUUCAGGAGACAGCAUACGGGACGUUGUCGAGCGUGUUAAGAGAACGGUCCCGACUAGUAUGAUGAAUAGUAUUAAACUCUGGCCCGCGGUCACAGCAAUCAGUUUUGCAUGGGUACCACAAGAGUAUAGAAGUAUUUUCGCGGGAGUCAUCGCAAUUGGGUGGCAGACAUAUUUGAGUUUCUUGAAUACAAGAGUGGAGGGUGAAAUGGCCGGAAACGUCGAAAAUACAGAAAAAGAAAUCAUUAUAGCUCCCAUCGCGAAAGUGUCGAAAGAAGUUGCCGUCAUGAAAGAGCGUACCAGUGAGGCUCAAAAGCAGAGAGCCUAGGCUUAGUCAGAGCGAGUAUAUGUUGUAUUUUUGGGGUGUAAUUUAUGGGGCAUUAGAUGGGCAAGGCAUAGACAUUAUAUUAGAAAUUUAGAAUCAGCGGGUCUGAUGGUCAGUGGCGUAACGGGCAUUGGAAAUAGAUAUAGAAGGCACGGCGUUUAUAGAAGAGAGGGAGUAUGGUCCCCAGCGAGGCCUUUUACGCAAUGGAUUUACAUCCAUCUAGAAAAUGAUAGUUUCAUUUCUCCGCGUCCAUAUUUUACAAGUUGAAUAUCUAGGUAGUAUGGUAGCCAAUUUUUGCUCUUCACCAUGGUUGGACGCUCAUUCAGAACUCAACAAGUUAUCCACCGAAAGUUCCAAAUCGGUCCCUGGCAAC